GGAGGAGGAAAGGUUGAAGCAACUGGAGAUAACAACCAAGCUGGGACAGGUGAACUCCUGUUGAAAACACGAGCUGGACAUGGCUGGGUAUAAGCAAAAGGUGAUUUCUCUGACCAAGAGGUCAGGUCAGACAUUUGGCUUCUAUCUGAGGGUGGAGCAUAAUGAGGAGGGUCACCUGGUACGCUGUCUUGAAAUGGGAGGUCCAGCUGAGCUGUCUGGCAUGAAAGACGGAGACCGGAUUAUCAGAGUGAAUGGGAAAUUUACUGAUGAACUCUCCCAUUCUGAAGUGGUGGACCUAGUGAGAAACAGUGGAGCAUCAGUUACGUUCCACAUCUUAGAUGGAGCCUCAUACAAGGAAGCCAAAGCACAGGGAGUAAACUUCUCUAUACCAAGUGCAAAACGUGCCAAUGAUGAAGCCAAAGACGCUCCAAAACCCAAACUAUGCUACUUGGUCAAGUCCACCUCUGGUUUUGGGUUUUCUAUUCGCACGGUAAAAGGUGAAUCAGGUUUGUUCAUGACAGAGGUGACACCAGGAGGUGUAGCUGACGGAGCCUGGGUCAAAGACAACGACCGUGUGUUGGAAGUCAACGGCGAGAAUGUAGAAGACUGCACACAUGAAGAAGUUGUGGACAUAAUCAGGCUGGCGGGGAGCAGCAUUAUGUUCCUCUUGGUUAAUGAAGAAACAUACAGGUACUAUCACAACAAGUCUGGAAAGAUAGAAGCAUGUUCAGCCACAACCAGGUACCUCCCUCUGGAGCCACGCAUUAUCUCAAUGACAAAAGGACCUGAUGGAUAUGGAUUCCUGCUCAGGGAAGGGCACUUCAUCAGGAAAAUAGACAGAGGCAGCCCAGCAGAAAGAGCAGGCCUGAAGGAUAUGGACAGACUGGUGGCGGUGGAAGAUCAGGAAGUUGAGAGCUACAGCCAUGAGCAGGUGGUGGACAGGAUCAAGCUGAGUGGCAAUAAAUGCUGCCUCCUGGUGGUGGACAAACAUACAGAUCAGAUGUAUAAGCAGGGGAAAGUGUCUCCUUUCAUUUUCUGGAAAGAAACAAAGGAUUCGACUUCACCACCCAGUUACAAUGAGGUCAUCAGUUCACCUGCUGCUUACCUACCACUCACGUUGGUUCCAGAAAAUAAAGAGGAACUUAAGCCCAAACUCUGUAAAAUGCAGAAAACCCCAGCUGGAUAUGGUUUUCGCCUAAACGGAGUCCAAGGAAUGUAUGGACAGUACAUCAAAGAGGUGGUGAAGGAUGGAGCAGCGGACAGGGCAGGUCUUGUGGAUGAGGACAUUGUGGUGGAGGUGAACGGGGUGAAUGUGGAACAGAGUAGCCAUGAAGAGGUGGUAGAACUUAUCCGUGACAGUGGCGACUCUUUGGAGAUGCUGGUGGCUGCGAUGAAUGUCUACGACGAGCUCAAAGCUGAAGGAGUGACUAUCACACGCCAGCUGCUUGGGGAAAAAUCGUAUGUUCAAGUUCACAAUGCAGAGAGUAGCAAGGAGGCCAGACAUCACGAGAAGACCAUACCUGAGACUCCAACUGAACAAGCAAGAGAGAGGGUCUCAUCAGUGUCGUCUCAUUCAUCGGAGGACAGUAUCGAUGAGAAAUUCUGAAAAGUCACGUUCUCUGAUUUGCCAAUUCAACGAUGAUCAAAUGUACUUUUUUUUUUUUUUUUUCCAAUUAGCUCUGUGAGCUUCACUUCUUGCAAUUAAGACAAUGGAACCAGAACCAUUAAGAUUUAAGUUUCACCGUCACCUGAAUGCACUGCAACUUUAAAUAGAACUGCUUUAACAGCUGUGUACCUAAAAACAGUAGAUAGGGAUGUUGAUGACCCUGUGCAAUUAUACAUUUUAUCUUUCCUAUAUCUGAGAUUACCAGUUAUCAAAAUGAAAACAGUAAAUGUGGCAUUUCUUUUGUUAAUAAAGUGUCGCCUUUAUUAAAUGAUCUCAAAAUGAAA
Solea solea (common sole) is the source of this 1950-nucleotide messenger RNA. RefSeq names its product PDZ domain containing 1 (gene pdzk1). The transcript has 8 exons. Gene Ontology annotation, cellular component: apical plasma membrane. Gene Ontology annotation, biological process: protein localization to plasma membrane. Bases 80 to 1606 code for a protein of 508 amino acids. The record is from RefSeq and is a predicted model, not a curated record. Lineage: Eukaryota; Metazoa; Chordata; Actinopteri; Pleuronectiformes; Soleidae. Gene Ontology annotation, molecular function: protein-membrane adaptor activity; protein binding.